Molecule: messenger RNA, 663 nt
Organism: Darwinula stevensoni
Lineage: Eukaryota; Metazoa; Arthropoda; Ostracoda; Podocopida; Darwinulidae
Source: the annotation of a GenBank genome assembly
CGCAUGUUGAGCUCGGUUCAGGUGAUUCAGCUCGGGCGCGAACGAAAGCCAUCGUAGUCAUUCGGUGACUUGACGUUCGUGUAAACACCGACGACGACAUUCCAGAGUGAAGCCAUCGCUUCACUGUCGAAUGUGAAGUCUUCGGUGAAGCUUCCAGUUCUCGUCUCACACUCGACCGGCCGAAACAGAUGAGAGCUUCUUGCUGACUCGCUGCGAUGAAAUUCGUCGGGUUCCUCAUGCUGGCGGGCGUCUUCGGACACGGGAGCGCCUUGCUCUGCCACGUCUGCGGCGAACAUUUCCGCAUCGACUGCCGCGACCCGAGCGGGUGGACGACGUGGGACUCCAGCCACUACGAACAGCCGCAGCGCGGGACGUGGUACUGCAUGAGCGAGUGGUAUCAUACGGAGCUCCAAGCGGCAGCAGGGGUCAUCUGGUUCCGAGAGGAAUGCUUCACCUCUAAAGACAUGCCCGUGCCGGAGGGCCUGAGGAGAUGCACCUGCCAGAGCGACUACUGCAACGGAGUGCAAGGCCCGGACAUCGACAGAUCCUCUGUGUCCUCGAUGCCCUCCCUCUCGCCCCUUCCUCUAUUCGUCCUCCUUUCCAACUUCUUCUGCCGCAUUUUCUCCCUUUAAAUAAAUAAAUGUAAGUGGAUGCUGUCGCUGC